Oenanthe melanoleuca is the source of this 2320-nucleotide messenger RNA. Its product is annotated as protein PRRC2A-like. The transcript has 5 exons. The record is from RefSeq and is a predicted model, not a curated record. NCBI's taxonomy places the organism in Eukaryota, Metazoa, Chordata, Aves, Passeriformes, Muscicapidae. The coding region runs from base 1 to 1245 and encodes 414 amino acids.
AUGAAGCGCAACAAUUAUCAGAACGGCAGCUGCCUGAAACAGAGACGAAAGAAACGCUACGGCUGCAAUUGUCGCUUCCUGAUGAUGAAAACUACCCAAGAACUACAACUACUUCUGCACAGUCCUUUCUUUCCUGUGAAGCAGAGUUACACUCGGUCUCCACGAACGCUACAGGGCAAAAGCAAACAGCAAUUCCGCUGUUACACACCGAGGCCUGUCACUGAGCAGCCGCUUCGCCUUUCUAAUCCCCGAGCUGGAGUAAAGGCGCUGGCCGGCGGGCCUGCGCCCUCCGCCGGGCCUGGGCCUCCCGGCAGCCCGGCACGAACCAACCUCCAGCGCUGGGCCGCUGGGCUGAGAGGCCCGGCCCGCUGCUGGAGAGGGCAGGGAGGGGAAGGGGAGACAAGGAGGGGGGAUUACCUGAGCAAAUCGGCGUCUGAAUCCAACGAGAAUCCGAGAGAGGGGGAGAGAAAUCCGCCCCCCUCCCUCCUCAGAGGAGCCGCCGCCGCUGGGCCGCCGCCGCCGCCGCCGAGCAGGAGGAGGAGGGGAGAUAAUAUAACAACAAUAAUCCGGGCCGGGAGGGGGGCUGGCUCCUCUUCCGUCUCCUCCUCAGUGCAGCGAACAUGUAGAGCCGGGGGGUGUGCGGCCGAGGCAAAUCCCUUCCACCUGAGCCUGCUUCACAACAUCAACACGGGCCGGGCCGCUCCGCGCCGAACCGGUUCCGAGCCGCGCUCCGAGCCGGGGAGAGCGGAGGGUGGCCGAGGGGCAGCGCUGCCAAGGGGCCGCCGCCGCAGCCGCUCCCUCCGAGAGUGCGAGCGCAGGAGGGCGGGGAGGGGCGGCUUGGGCACGAACAAAAUGCCGACCGGAAGUGCAGCGGCAGGAAUGACUCCCUCCACCGGCGCCAAACACCAGCAACCUCCCCCUUCCCUCACUGCCUCCUCCUCGCCCGGUUGCUCCCUCGCUCCAGCAGCGCCGCUUCCGCCGCUGCAGCUGGAGGGGCUCCCUUGCCUCGCCUCUCCUCACAGAGCCUCUCCUAGUUCCUGCCUAGUUCCUCUCCUUUCCACACCCCUCCGGCUGCGGCACGACUUCUAUUUUUUUUUUCUUCUUUUCGUUUCCCCCCCUUCCUCCUGCCUUUUGGUGCGCGGAACGAGACCGAAGUUUACGCUUAAGCCUGCGCUGAGGAUUUAUGAAGAAGGAACCGUUGGAAAAAGAAUAGACGUUUUAGUGUUUAUUUUUUGUCCUCCUUAAGCGUGGUAGGGAGGACGAGGAGGAGGACUGCAAAAAUGCUGCCUCGCAGGAGGCAGACUUGGAAAGGGGCCUUAAACUAAACCCUCAAAGGCGGCACCCCUGCGGGUGGGACACUCGCUGGAGUUACUGUCGCCGCUCAUGCCCUUUCUCUGUGGAUGUGAGAGGCCGCGCCGCAGGAACCGAAACACCCGCUGCUCAAUGCAUUGCCGGGGAGAGGGAUUUCCAGAUGGACAUACGGAGCGGGAGUGGCUUUCAAAAACGGGCUUUUUGGAUGAGCACUGGGGAAAAUACUGAUGUUCAGGUGAAACGUCCUUCGCUGGAGGUUGAGGCUCCACCGCCACCAGAUUUACUGGAAAUAUUUUAAUUGUGUGUUGUGAAGGAGCGUUUGGAGAAAGAGCAUGUUCUAAUCUGAAAGACUUUCUGGUGUUCCUCUGUACAGGUAAAACUGAAUAAUCAUAGCACAGGAUCAUAAUGAAGAAUCAUUUAUAUAUCCCAUUAAUUAAUUAUGUCUUUUAGUACUCACUUAAUGUCGUUUUGCUGCUCAGUACUUGGACAAAAAUCCUUUCAUUUCUAGAGGAAGCACUGCUUUUCUGUCGACUUCAGGAAUCAGCUGGACUCAGCUGUAAAUACCCUGUGACAUAUAAACACACCCUUUCAGCUCUGGAUGAAUGUUACUUGCACAAAGGAUAAAAUCUUGCACCAGUGCACCUGGAUCUCUCCAAUGCUUAGGAUUUUUUGAAUAGUGCUCUGUCUUUAAUACGGAUUUCAAAUGCCUCUCUCAAGCUUAAACUACUACAAAAUUCGUAAUUUUGGAUGAAUCAAAGUUUGAUUUAUAAGUGUAUGUGUUUUUGUUUAAAAGUACAGAAAUGAAGACAGCACUGGAAAAUAUGGUAAUUCAGUAGCGGAAAUACUAUUAUCUAAUGGCACAUAUUAACAGGGACAGAGUUAACUGGGUUCUGAAAAAAAUGUAUUACCUUUGUUCUAGGUUAAUAUAAAAGGUCCCAAUCCUAUGAUGGUUUAUGCAUUUAUAACUUGAAGUUAUCAAUUUGAAAUAAAGGGAAAUAAUUGGUGUUGC